Messenger RNA from Brassica napus (rape), 1485 nucleotides. Its product is annotated as chaperonin CPN60, mitochondrial-like. Bases 150 to 689 code for a protein of 179 amino acids. The transcript has 8 exons. Gene Ontology annotation, molecular function: ATP-dependent protein folding chaperone; ATP binding. Gene Ontology annotation, biological process: protein refolding. The record is from RefSeq and is a predicted model, not a curated record. Lineage: Eukaryota; Viridiplantae; Streptophyta; Magnoliopsida; Brassicales; Brassicaceae. Gene Ontology annotation, cellular component: cytosol; mitochondrion.
UAAUAUUCUUUCUUUAUAUUGAGACUAAUUGUUUACCUUUUCUACAGGUUUGUGCCAUUAAGGCCCUUGGCUUUGGAGAGAAUAGAAAGGCUAAUUUGCAAGACCUUGCCGCCCUUACUGGUGGAGAGGUUAUCACGGAUGAGCUCGGCAUGAAUCUGGAGAAGGUGGACUUGGGCAUGCUAGGGACCUACAAAAGAGUUACUGUUUCCAAGGACGACACUGUUAUUCUUGAUGGAGCCGAAGACAAGACAGCCAUUGAGGAAAGAUGUGAGCAGGUAAGGUCAGCAAUUGAACUAAGCACUUCAGAUUAUGACAAGGAGAAACUGCAAGAAAGGUUGGCUAAGCUCUCUGGAGGAGUUGCAGUUUUGAAGAUUGGACGAGCAAGUGAAGCUGAAGUUGGUGAGAAGAAAGACAGAGUGACAGAUGCUCUGAAUGCCACUAAAGCAGCUGUUGAAGAGGGUAUUUUGCCAGGAGGAGGUGUGGCUCUUCUAUACGCAGCGAGGGAGUUGGAGAAACUUUCAACAGCCAACUUCGACCAGAAGAUUGGUGUGCAUAUCAUUCAGAACGCUUUGAAGACCCCUGUGCACACAAUUGCUUCAAACGCUGGAGUAGAAGGUGCUGUUAUUGUUGGCAAACUCAUGGAGCAAGAUAACACAGACCUUUGUGUCGUCUCUGUUGACAACAACUGAAGUAGUAGUGGUAGAGCUUCCCAAAGACGAAAGCGAGGCAGCAGGAGCUGGAGCAGGCAUGGGUGGUAUGGGAGGCAUGGAUUAUUAAUUACAUCACUAAACUCUCUUAUAUUUUUUUUUGCGCAAUCAUCACGUUAACAUGAGAGAGGAUUAUUGUAUCAGUCUUUGAUUAUUGUACGAGUCUUUUGCCUUUGUUGCUCAAUCUAUACUAUACUAAAAGGGACUGAUAAAGCCCUUUAAGCUGUCCACAUUGGAUUUAAAAAUUAACAAAUCAGAGAAGUUUAAUUUGCCACGUCAUUGCUGGUUUGUCGACUGAAGAUAAGAAACUGGGCUUUUGGUAUUAUUUGGUUACAUGUCCUUCUUCUUAGUCCAAUAAUGAGCCAUCUUUAAAACCUAAUAGUUCUCUAGUCGUCGUCGUCUUCCAUCUCUUCUUAUCUCAGCACCUUCAUCUUUACAGCUUCUCCUUCUCCGCUUGAACGUAUACGUUAAUGAACAUUUAGCUCAAUCAUUAAUUGCAGAUAUCCUAAGGACAUGAAUCGAUUUCCAUUCCACCAGCUCCACAUUAUAUAAGUCCCUCAUCUCUUUGUUCCUUCCUCUCAUCACCACAGUAACAGAAAUCAAUUUAUCAAAUCCACAAAAGGGAACAGAGACAGCGAAAUUUACCGGCAACCCCCAUGUGUCUCUCUACAGUGACGAGUACCCUGAUUUUAUAAUAACUAUACAAGUAAGGAUAUUACCGCUCUUAACUACAACUAAGCUAUGUUGAAGGCAAGGUGGUACUUAACAAGCAUGAGGA